CGUCUCGCCCAGAAAAUGGCGGCCUCCAGGUGGCUGCUGUUGGCGGUGGCUUUUCUCUGCGCCUCCGACUUGCUGCCGUGCCUGGUCGAGGCGGGCGAGGACACGAAGGCCACAGCCAAGCCUCCCCCUCGGAAGAAGAAGGACAUUCGCGAUUACAACGAUGCGGACAUGGCGCGGCUGUUGGAACAGUGGGAGAAAGAUGAUGAUAUAGAAGAAGGGGACCUUCCUGAACAUAAAAGACCUUCAGCACCAAUAGAUUUCUCUCAAUUUGAUCCAGGCAAACCAGAGAGCAUAUUGAAAAUGACAAAAAAGGGAAAAACCCUUAUGAUGUUUGCAACAGUAUCAGGAAAUCCCACAGAAAAGGAGACUGAAGAAAUAACCAGCUUAUGGCAGGGGAGUCUUUUUAAUGCCAACUAUGAUGUACAAAGGUUUAUUGUUGGGUCAGAUCGUGCUAUCUUUAUGCUCCGAGAUGGGAGCUAUGCUUGGGAGAUCAAAGACUUUUUGAUAAGCCAAGAGAGAUGUGCUGAUGUAACUUUGGAGGGGCAGGUAUACCCUGGCAAAGGAGGAAGUAAAGACAAAAAUAAAACAAAGCCAGAAAAAAAGAAAAAGGAGGGAGAUAAGAAAACUAGUUCCUUUAAAGAAGAUAAUCGAACCUCAAGGCAGAGAGGUGAACUAUGACAAACACAUUAAUGGAACUUUGAGAGGAACAAUUAGGAAGACAUAAGUAUUUCUGCAGUAACUUUUGAAGGUGGGGAAUCAUAAACAAUACAGCUUACAUUUAUUUCUGUGAAAUUCUCAGUGGGUCAGCAAAGAUUUUGAUGUUUAAAGACUUCAGUGUAAAGGUGGAAGUUUACUUAUUAAAUUUGAGUAGUUUUUAGUCACAGGAAAGUUAAUAUAAUAUCGCUUUAAAUUGUGACACAUUUACAUUCCUUUUACCUGUUUAAAAUUGAUAAGUCACUGGUUCACUGUGGACUUUCCCUCUUUAUAGACAAGUGAAGGCCAGGUCAUCACUCUGUUAAGUAUUACUUUGCUUGCUCUAAAAUUACUACUGGAAAUCCAUCAGGCCAAUUCUUCUUUGCGGUUAGGAAAAAGGGUUUGUUACAAGGUUAUGUUUGCAUGAGCCAUUAAAACUUUAUUAACUUAAUUGAGUGAAAUUCUUAAUGUUAGAUAGCCCUUUCUUUUAUUAUAUUGCUUAGAGACUAUUGAGAUUAAGAAGUGUUAUAUAAGGAAUCCAUUAUCAAAAUGCUGUGGCUUGGUCUUGACUUACAUUCUUGGGAACUAAGUGAUUCUGGGAUUCCCGGAAAGUUUAAUACAGGAGAGUGAAGGUUUAUGUUUGUUAAAAGAUUCCAGGAGAAUUGCAUGUAUACUACUACUGAUUUGUUAGAAGAGGGAGAAAAAAUGGUAAAGCCUUGAAGUUUCUGGGCAAAGUAUAGGAAAGGUUUUUCUCAACUUUGUUUAAUUUUUGCUUUUCUUUUUUUUUCAAGAGUUGAUAGUCUAGGGUCAGUAUUGUCUGGACUGCCAACAUUCAUUCAUAUGCUUCUCUUGUUUCCUCAGCAUUUAGAAAGUAAGUUUAAAGAUUUGUCAUAAUAGUUAAUGAGCAUUCAUAUUUCUACAAAGUUGGGCAGCUUUUUAAAAGCCUGUAAAUAUUCUUGAACAGCAAAGUCUAUUCCUGGAUUCAGCACAGUAUUGGAUUAUUUCAUUUGUUACUAAAAUGUUUGAUUUUUAAAAGUGCCUAAUUCUUUUUUGGUGGUUUUUGUUUUGUAUGGUACUUACAUGGUACUUUAUUUGUUAUUGACUGGUUUUGCUGUUGAUACCUGCUCAUGAAUGAGUUGUGAAAUUUAUAUACA
This is a messenger RNA of Vombatus ursinus (common wombat), 1847 nucleotides long. RefSeq names its product mesoderm development LRP chaperone (gene MESD). The coding region runs from base 16 to 678 and encodes 220 amino acids. Lineage: Eukaryota; Metazoa; Chordata; Mammalia; Diprotodontia; Vombatidae. Gene Ontology annotation, biological process: protein folding. Gene Ontology annotation, molecular function: low-density lipoprotein particle receptor binding. The transcript is spliced from 3 exons. The record is from RefSeq and is a predicted model, not a curated record.